Molecule: messenger RNA, 2352 nt
Organism: Zerene cesonia (dogface butterfly)
Lineage: Eukaryota; Metazoa; Arthropoda; Insecta; Lepidoptera; Pieridae
Product: zinc carboxypeptidase A 1-like
Exons: 14
Coding region: 1-2352 (783 amino acids)
Biological process (GO): proteolysis
Molecular function (GO): zinc ion binding; metallocarboxypeptidase activity
Source: RefSeq, a predicted model, not a curated record
AUGAACAUUCACAAUUUGGCCUGGUUUUUAUUCGUGUUCCUCAUCAGAAUAUGUAAAAGCAAGCGAUACGACAACUACAGUUUAUUCAACGUCGUCCCCAUGGAGAGGUAUCAGUUGAAAUUCCUCCAGAACCUCGAGAGUCAAAAGUACAUGGACGUGAUGUUUUGGAGAAGACCGUACAAGUUAUUCUCCGAUGUCCAAAUAUUGGUGAAUCCGGUGGAUUUAGCACUCUUCAAGGAGAGAUUGGUACAUUUUGGGAUGACUUCGAGGCUACUGUCGUCAAACAUUCAAAAACAAUUCGAUCAGCAAUUAGUACGAAGGUAUAUGCGACUCCGAGUCGAAUCAUAUACAUGGGAUUACUAUCACUCCCUUGAAGAUGUAUACCAAUGGAUGGCCGAUAUGGCUACGCGAUAUCCCAAAGUAGUUAAAUUAAAAGCAAUCGGCAAAAGUGCUGAAGGCAGAGAAAUACUAGCAAUGAGUAUAAGUAGACCAAAGAACAAAGCGAAAGUAAUCGUUGAAGGAGCGUUACAUGGCAAUGAAUGGAUAACAACAGAAUUUGUUACUUAUUUAGCCAAUGAAUUAAUUAAAGCCGACAGAUCGAAUAACUCAAAAUUGAAACGUGUAGCUAAUAGGUUUCAUUGGUUAUUGAUACCGGUUGCGAAUCCUGACGGAUAUGAUUUUAGUAUGAAAGUUGAUCGCUUGUGGCGUAACAAUAGAAACAUUCAAUCUAACAAUACCGCUGGAGUUGAUUUGAACAGAAAUUUCGACUACAAUUUUUGUUCUCAAGGUGGCAACAAGGACCCAAACAAUGACUUCUACUGUGGUCCAAAUUACUUUUCGGAGCCGGAGUCGAGGGCCCUCGCGAGCUUCGUGGGCCUACACCGGAAGGACCUUAAUUUCUACUUCUCGUUUCACGCUUAUGGACAAAAGUUUUUGAUACCCUACUCGGAUAGGGUGAGGCACGUUGAGAAUUUUUCGGAAAUGGAAAAUUAUGGGAAACAAGCAAUAUUGAAAAUGUAUAAACUGUAUGGAGUCAAAUACGGCGUGGGGACGAUUUACGACACUCUCGGUUAUAGAAUUUCUGGUGACAGCGCAUCUUGGGUGAAAAAGAAUCACAAAGUCAAAUAUGUCAUCACGUUCCUCCUAAGGGACAACGGAACCUUUGGCCAUGCCCUACCCUCAGACCAGAUCCAGGUGACCUGCAAGGAAACGCUAACCGGUCUGGUGGAGCUCAUGACAGCUCGGCAAAUGAAAAUUAAAUUCAUACCCAUAUUUAUUAUAUUCGUGUACACCGUGGCCAGUUCUUUGAAAAAAUACGAGAACUACUCACUCAUACGAGGUAUACCUGUCGAUGAAGCUCAUUUGGAUUUCUUCAAGAAUUUAACUCAAAUGUAUGAUGUUAAUUACUGGAGAUUGCCGGGACAAGUUUACCGGCCUAUUGAAUUUAUUAUAUCUCCAAAGCAUCGAGUGGAUUUCUUACGGCAAGCCAAGUUAAGGGGGGUAUAUUUUGCUACGAUUAUGGACGAUGUUCAAAGAGCACUCGAAAUGCAAACCGUGAAAUCAUAUAUCCGUCGCAACAUGGAGUCCUUUGAUUGGAGCAGUUUCUUCCGCCUAGAUGACAUUUACGAGUGGCUCACAGACUUGGAGACUCAAUACCCGAAGAUAAUGCGGGUUUUUAGUAUUGGAAAAUCUGUGGAAAAUCGGAAGAUACUCGCCGUCAGCAUUACUCAUAAAGGGUCUAAGACGAGGCCCACAGUAAUAGUGGAAGGUGGGAUCCACGCGCGCGAAUGGAUCGCACCAGCAUUUGUCACAUACUUCAUCCAUCAGAUUUUAACAGCACCAGAACAGAAUGGCACCCUGAAAACUGUGGCAUUCAUGUACCAAUGGUACUUUGUACCAAUUUUAAACCCAGAUGGAUAUGAUUAUACUCAUACUACGGAUCGAAUGCAUCGAAAGAACAUGAAUCAUGUUGAUUUGAAUAGAAACUUCGGUAUCGCCUUUGGAACCGUUGGUGUGAGUUCGAAUAAAUUCAGCGAAACGUACUGUGGGCCGAACGCAUUCUCUGAACCGGAAUCGCAGGCGAUGGGCAACUUUGUGAGUGCGAACAGCAAAAACCUGAAGUAUUACUUCGCUUUCCACGCAUACGGGCAAUAUAUGAUAAUACCGUAUACACAUUCUACCAAACACACGGACAAUUAUGAUGUUGUGCACAAUAUCGGCUUAACAGCAGCGCUACAGAUAGAAACGAAAUUUGGAACCCAAUAUUCAGUCGGCACGGCGUAUGAUACAGUAGGGUAUAUGACAUCUGGUGUCAGUGGAUGCUGGGUGAAAAAAUCCUUCGCAGUUCCGUAA